Stereum hirsutum FP-91666 SS1 is the source of this 675-nucleotide messenger RNA. RefSeq lists its product as uncharacterized. The record is from RefSeq and is a predicted model, not a curated record. The coding region runs from base 16 to 321 and encodes 101 amino acids. The transcript has 7 exons. NCBI's taxonomy places the organism in Eukaryota, Fungi, Basidiomycota, Agaricomycetes, Russulales, Stereaceae.
GUUGGCGGUGAGGAGAUGGACGGGGCUGCUAUAGGAUCAGUCGAAGACAAUCCAGACGUUGAUGACGAAGUCUCCUCCGACGCUGGUAAUAGUGCCGGCUCUGGCACAGGAGCUCUUGGCAGUAUACUGUAUGCAGAGGAGUUCGCAUUGGAAGACAGACCCCAGUCAUCUGGAGGUGACGCGAGGUAUCUUCGCUCGCCGGCGCGUUCUUCUGACAUCGUCCUGGUCGCCUCAGCACCAACUACCAACAGCACAUCGUUAGAGAUAGUCGUUUCCGCUGCCAUGGCUGUCGGAGACAGAGAAGGUGUAGAAGACUCCUGAGAACCAUGCAUGUCUAGUCCCGUCUUCGAACCCGUUUGGAAGGCCAGAUCUUCUACAUCCAUAUUAUCCGACAAGGAUGUCUGAUCCGGGUUCCACAUACUGAUCCCUCGCGACAUCAUCAUCUCAGUACUCCUAUCAAGCUCUUGAUAUCCGCCAUUUUGUGCAAGGAUCCCAGUCCACCCAGCACGGCUAAGGAGCGCGGAUAAGGAACCAUGAGCCGGGGGGGUAGACUCCGAGCUCGCUGGUUGUGACAGGGUAUAUGUUUGAUUCGUCUGUACUGUGAGGGACGCCGAGUGAAUGAUUGAAGUAGAAGCAGAGAGGGAGAGCUUCAAUGGUAGCGCAGCCGGAGGGCCA